CUCAACGAUAUUUUUCGUAAAACUUAUACUAAAAACAAGUCUUGAAAAAAACAAUUGAUUUUCUUUUUUUAAUUAUAAACAUUUUUAACUACUUUUUAUAAUGGCAAAUACUUGUAUUAUUCCAGAAAACGAACAUUGGCAAUUUAGAGAGUGCUUUUCAUGGUUUGAUCGUGAUGGAGACGGAUUUAUAGGUGCAGUGGAUCUACCUGCCGCUUUACGUGCCAUGGGACAAUAUUGGUCUUUAUACGAGUUAAAAAACUUAAUGCUAGAAUUUCCCCCUAACACUCAAUUAAAUUAUCGGGAAUUCAUGAAGAUUUGCGAACGGAAGUAUGGUAUAGUUCCUAGUUCACAAGACAUUGAAAAAGCUUUUGAGGUUUUUGAUCAAACUGGCAGUGGAUUCAUUUCACUUGAUUAUGUCCGCCAUGUAUUGUGUAGUGUAGGAGAACAACUUAGCCAUAGUGAAUUUGAAGAAUUAUGCUCUAUCAAUGGCUUGUCGUGUACUAAUGAAAAUCAAACAAUAGACAAGGAAACUUUUUUAAAAAUAUUUGGUGUUCACAAAAAUUAGUUAUUCUACAGGUUGGAAACGUGACUAAAAAUUUAUGCUCAGUAUGUCUAUACGACAAAUAAAAACAAAAUUUCUUUUCAAACAAUGCAAUAUAUUCUAUUUCUAACAAAAAAACUAAUAUUUUUUUACUAUUAUAAUAUCACUAAAUUGUUUCUACCAUACCUCCCGUCUUAUAGCUUAUUAAAAAAAUAAAAAACGAAACGAUAAACUAUUUUAAAUCUUACCAUAC
Molecule: messenger RNA, 794 nt
Organism: Hylaeus volcanicus
Lineage: Eukaryota; Metazoa; Arthropoda; Insecta; Hymenoptera; Colletidae
Product: calmodulin-beta-like
Exons: 6
Coding region: 101-565 (154 amino acids)
Cellular component (GO): cytoplasm
Molecular function (GO): calcium ion binding
Source: RefSeq, a predicted model, not a curated record